AUGAGUGGUCAAGCAAAAAAAUAGACGACCCCCCUCUCAAUAUGUUUAUGAUUUUAUACUAUCCAGCAGCCUAGUGCUCUCUGGCCUCUCCUGUCACACCCAAUUUUGGGCUUAGUGUGUGUGUGUGUUUUAGUGUGUUUCUUGAAAGGUUAAAACAGAGCAGCAUCUUCCUUUCCAACCUUAUUGUUUUUCUAAUGGAGAGAGAUAGUGAAAUGAAGGUGUCAAAGUUCAAAAGAAUUUGUGUGUUUUGUGGGAGUAGUCAAGGCAAGAAGAGUAGUUAUCAAGAUGCUGCUAUUGAGCUUGGGAAAGAAUUGGUUUCAAGAAACAUUGAUCUGGUGUAUGGAGGAGGUAGCAUUGGGUUAAUGGGGCUGGUAUCACAAGCUGUUCAUGAGGGUGGUCGCCAUGUUAUUGGGGUUAUUCCCAAGACGCUCAUGCCUCGAGAGUUAACUGGUGAAACUGUAGGGGAAGUGAAAGCAGUGGCAGAUAUGCACCAAAGGAAGGCAGAAAUGGCAAAGCAUUCUGAUGCUUUUAUUGCUUUACCAGGUGGAUAUGGCACCCUUGAAGAGCUACUUGAAGUGAUAACUUGGGCUCAACUCGGCAUUCACGAUAAGCCGGUUGGUUUGUUGAAUGUGGAUGGAUACUACAACUCGUUACUAUCGUUCAUCGAUAAAGCGGUUGAGGAAGGAUUCAUCAGCCCGAAUGCUCGCGACAUCAUUGUGUUGGCCCCGACAGCUAAGGAGUUGGUUAAGAAACUAGAGGAGUAUGAGCCUUGCCAUGAAAGAGUUGCAUCAAAGUUGAGCUGGGAAAUGGAGCAACAACUUGGGUACACUGAGUGUGAUAUUUCUAGGUGAUGAAUCAAAUCAUUCAAAUGGGUCCUUUUGUUUUUAUUGUUCUUUUUGAUUAAGGGAUUUGUGGCAGUGGAAAAAGGUGCUAACUUUGAAAGGGCUUUUGCUUUAACUAGAAUCUUGAUGUGAAGGGUUUAGUCUUUUUUUUUAUUUUGUAAAUUAUUGAAGAUGAAAUGACUCAAGAAAAAAUAUGUGGGAAUUCUCACUUGGUUCUUUCCCCUUUCAUGCAACUUUAGUUUC
Molecule: messenger RNA, 1085 nt
Organism: Helianthus annuus (common sunflower)
Lineage: Eukaryota; Viridiplantae; Streptophyta; Magnoliopsida; Asterales; Asteraceae
Product: cytokinin riboside 5'-monophosphate phosphoribohydrolase LOG3
Exons: 7
Coding region: 195-851 (218 amino acids)
Biological process (GO): cytokinin biosynthetic process
Cellular component (GO): nucleus; cytosol
Molecular function (GO): hydrolase activity, hydrolyzing N-glycosyl compounds
Source: RefSeq, a predicted model, not a curated record